Messenger RNA from Bolinopsis microptera, 3847 nucleotides. RefSeq lists its product as uncharacterized. The transcript has 22 exons. NCBI's taxonomy places the organism in Eukaryota, Metazoa, Ctenophora, Tentaculata, Lobata, Bolinopsidae. The coding region runs from base 20 to 2551 and encodes 843 amino acids. The record is from RefSeq and is a predicted model, not a curated record.
AUAACUAUUUAUAGGUAUAAUGAUACGACAUCAAGUUUCAUUCAUUUUGAUUUGCUUGCUUUUCCACCUGUCAUCAUGUCAAGAAGAUGUAGCAAUUGGAGAGGGAUUAGUGACGAUAGAGGCAUCAUGUGACAUGACCAUCAGCUCAUGUACUUCACCUCCCUGCCGAUUUGUUUGUCCGAAAGAUUGCAUCGCAACCAACUUCACCGGGGAUUACACAGAGGAGAGCGCACCUUGCAGAGACGCACAAAGCUUAUUCUCUGCCAAUAACGCUGUUGAUAUGUUUAAAGAUGGGAAUGGGACGUAUUCUCUGAUAUCCAGUGUGCAUACGGCCAGCGUUGGACGAAGAAAUUCAGAGCCAUUUUGUACAGGAGACCUUAGUCUCGCUAACGAUGCCUCCAUCUGUAUCGUAACCUGUUCUCUGCCUGACUACGAAUGUCCACGUCAGUUCAAACAACGUUGUGCCUGCCCGUGGAGUAAGCCUAUACUAAAGGAUAUAAAUAAAGGAAUAUGUGUGAGAAGUAUACGGGAUUGUCCUCCGUAUAACACGUAUAUUCUACCUAAAAACGGUCUAUCAGAAUUUAACUUUACGAAACAGCCGGAAGACUUGAUCAAGAAGCGGGGAGAUAAGAUAAGGAUGCAAUGUACUGUUAACGGUAACACCAACUAUCAGUAUUUCUGGUACAAGUCCCAGACUCUCGUCAUGGGCUCUCAUUCUAUCAGCAGAUCCAUAGACGGAUUCCUACAACAGACGGGUAACCCCUACUACGACAUCAACUCUGUACAACCAUCAGAUUCAGGAUAUUAUCACUGUGUGGUGAGGACAGGAGAUACAGUGGCGGGUAUGAGGGAUCCUAAAUAUGGAUCCAGAGACGCCAAGUACUCCAUUAUCUCCAAUAUUGGAUAUCUAAAGGUAGCAUAUCUGGAUACACCAAAUCUAGGUGACACUGUUACCAUAGUGACACAAAAAGAGACCCUAAAAACAGUGCUGCCUUGUGACCUCCCCAAGAGUGAACCUCCUGUAGAGGCUGUCUGGUACAAGGGAGACAAAGUCGUUAACGAUAAACGAAUGUUCGUCGUACCUCAGGCUCAAAAAGCUGGUGACAAAGCGAAGCGGGGCUCCCUCUACAUCAUCAUGGCAGAAACGGGAGAUGCUGGUGUAUACACCUGUAAAGCAACAUACGGAGGCGAGACUUUCGAGGUCGCUAAAGUAAACCUCGAAGUAACGGGAAUGAUAGGACAGCCGAUCAGUGACCCGGAGAUAGUGGUCCAGGUAGCAGGUCGAGCUCGGGUCGGACAGACAGCAACUUUCUUCUGUGCAGGAGUCGGUAACCCUGUACCUACUGUCUCCUGGAGCAAGGAGGACGGCACGAGAAUUGUUGAAAGUGAUACGGUGGGGCUGUCAAACUUUAACAGAAAGCUCACCAUCGCAAACGUUCGGCCAGAGAUGACACGAGAUUUCGCUUGCACUGUUCGAUCAGAGAACAGCAUGAACUCAAGGAAGACCAUCCUUUACCUUUCUAUCAUGCCCUCGUCCUACCAGAUCAACUUCCAGGAGACCCCCUCCUCCCAGAUCAUAAGACCUAAUGUGUACACCAACUUUACCAUGCGGUGUGCCAUAACCGUGGACCCUGUUAUUGAAGCGCCGGUUAUGUACUGGAUCAAGAACGGAGCCUCGCUGGACAUGAAGCCUCCCAGCAGAAUAAGAACUGAAACUACAGAAAGAAGUGUGGGUAAAGUGACCAUCAGAACGAGUAAACUAAUCUUCGACACCCCAAAUGAAAGUGACAAAGGUGUGUACCAAUGUAUAGUGGAGAACAAAGAACAGAUGCGGCAGGCUACUGCGUACGUUGACGUGGAAAAAGGGAUGUCUUAUGAUGUGUACUAUCCUCAAGAAUAUAAUGUCAUUACUAAUAAGAUGAAGAUAGAUGAAGCGUUCGAGCACUGUACUAAAUGGAAACCGAAAGGGAAUCUCGUCACUAUCACAAACAAAAACGAAAGUGAAACUGUUUUCCGGUUGCUUGUAGAAGCUGGACUUACCAAAGCUUGGAUAGGGUUAACAAGUGAAACUCCGCUACGGCAGGCUGGUAUUUGGAAAUGGCAGGCUGGUGAUCAUGUAACAGAUGAUUUUAGUUAUUGGUAUUCAGGAAAUCCUGAUAACGCGUUAGGAAACGAAUCUUAUGCAAUAAUGGACGUAUCCCGAGCAGGCCAUUGGUUGGAUGUCAACAACGACCAAACAUACGCAUUUGUGUGCAGUAGAUACACUGCUAAGUGUCCUUCAGUCGCCAAGUUCUUUAACAAUUCAGCUAAGCCAGUAUCAGGAAGCUUGGGACCAGCAGGUGGGGCUGAGCAGGAGUACGAUGUGGGCAAAGUGAUCGAGGUCACAUGUGUUGACGACGCAAGAAGCAACGUUCAGCUGAAGGUGACGUGCCAACCUAACGGCAUGUUCUCUCCCUCUUCCGUUCCCUGCCCCGUCAGGUCACGAGCUCAUCACGUGACGGGAAUUAGUCACGUGAUCGUGGGACUUUCCUUGUUUUUAUUGUACCGGUGAGGUAGUGAGAUAUUGAUUAUAGGGAUAGUUGGAGAGUUUGUUUGUUGUUUAAGAUGAGUUGAAGGAAUGGUGAAGAUAUGGGACCGAUUGUGUUUGAAGAAGAAAUUAACACUGACAAAUGACACUCAGAAUGUUGAUUUUUGAUCAAAAUUGAUUCCUUGAGGACAUUGUUGGAUAAUACCUAUUUAUUGCUUAAAUAAUUUCGAUAAUGAUGCUAAAUUGAAUUUUAUCUAAUAGUAAUAUUAAUUUAUUUUUGUCAACUGUAAGAUAGCAUUAGCAUAACUGUUGUUAAAUAUUGUGAGUGAUUUAUUAAAGAACAGUUUUAUAGCCCUCAGUCCAAUGAUUUCCAGAGAGGGUCAUUGAUCGAUCGCCGAUCAUAUUCCUAAAUAUUCGUUUAAUUGGAAUUUUAUGUUAAAUAGCACUAUGCUAAAACUAAAAACAUGAAUUACUAUCAGCCCUGAUUCCAACCACUCUCUUUCAUUUCGCGUGAUAAAAUUCGAAUAAUAUUUUCGGUUGGCAUGAUUAGGGCAGACGAUAUUCUGAUUGAAUAAACUUGCUGUAUUUCUUUAUAUGUUGUUACUUAAAGUUAAAAGCCGUUUUAAGACAAAACUAGUUCAAGUAUACGAUUAAUAGUUUAAUUGAUCGUAACUCAAAUGGACGUCCUACAAAUUUGUUAAAUAAGUGGAUGUGUUCCAAAUAUCUACAUUUAUUUGUUGAUCAAAUGAACGGCCCUAAUAUUUUUAUAUCAGUAUCAUUCAAGAAUAUUAACGAUUCAAAUAUUUAGUUUUCACAUUAUUUUGGGUGUUCUGGUAAACAGGAUUGUUAGUGCAAUCCUUAAUUUGAUUUUAGUUGUAGCUAAAAUUGAGUUUAAGGAUUGUUAGGUUACCCGAAUUAGUGCUCAUCACCAGUCACUAUACUAGUAGAAAUGUUAAACUGAAUUGGUUUCAAAUUUGCAUAAAUCAUACAGUUAAGGCGUGUUUUAUGUUUGAGAUUGUUAUUCAACGUUUACAGAAAUGAUCGCUUAUGGAAGAUAAAAACCAAACCAGUUUUCAUUUACGACUAGUUGCUUUCUAUAAGUAUAACGGAUGAGUACACAUCUGGGCUAGAUUAUAGAUUAAUGAUAAAACUAAACAUUCUAUCAAAAAAUCACUACCUCUGCAGCGUACACGUUCCUAUUAUGUUGUUUGUUAAUAUUUUUUCGCAAUUUCCAAGUGCAAUGUAUUUAAAUGAUAAAGUUAAGAUUAAAAUAAAAUGUUCAAUUAAUGUUAAUUUCUAAUAAAUAUUUUAAUUUUAUCC